AUGGCGAGGAAUCCUCAGGCUGCGCCAUAUAUUGAUGAACUCCCAGAGGGAGCGGUGAAGCCUCCAGCAAACAAGUACCCCAUCUUCUUCUUCGGCACCCAUGAAACUGCGUUUCUAGGUCCCAAGGACCUCUUCCCCUAUAAGGAGUACAAAGACAAGUUCGGGAAGUCGAACAAACGGAAAGGAUUCAACGAAGGGCUGUGGGAGAUAGAAAAUAACCCCGGAGUGAAAUUCACCGGGUACCAGGCAAUUCAGCAGCAGAGCUCCUCAGAAACGGAGGGCGAAGGCGGGAACACUGCCGAUGCGAGCAGCGAGGAGGAAGGUGACCGAGUCGAGGAAGACGGGAAGGGCAAACGGAAGAGGGACAAGGCUGGCUCGAAGCGGAAAAAGUCCUACACGUCAAAGAAAUCCUCUAAACAGUCCCGGAAAUCUCCAGGAGAUGAAGAUGACAAGGACUGCAAAGAAGAGGGGAACAAAAGCAGCUCGGAGGGUGGAGAUGCCGGCAAUGACACGAGGAACACAACUUCAGACUUGCAGAAAACCAGCGAAGGGACCUAACCACCGUGGCGAGUGCUGCGUCUCCACUCAGAAGCCACAGGAAGGCUGUGCGUCUGGGUGUCUCAUGUUCUUGGAUUUGAUACGAACCCACACGGUCCUUGUUGUCAUUGACUGAGCCCCACUUUGUAUGUACUUUACUCACAUUCCUCUGUUUGUGUUUAGAGAAAGGGAAAAAAAGACAUUUUAGCCUUUUUUUAAGGUUAUUGAUUUAAUUUCUUGUUAUUUGGUUGCAUGAAGUUGCCCUCAACCACUAAGGAUUAUCAAGACUUUUGCACAAACUUACACGUGUCUAGGAUCCUUUUACCGAGGCAGCGAUGCCCGUGACUCCUGCCUUUUCUCCACCUCCACCGCACACUCAGUAAAUACCAAUUUGCUUUUUUUUAAAAUGACCACUCGACGUGAUGCGGAUUUCCUCUCUGGGACAGGACCAGGAAGCAAUGCCUAAAUACGCGGUAUGGGCACAUCGGAGACAAAAUUGAAACUGUUCUUCAUUUCUGAGGCCAUGUGUAAAGUUUAAUAACGUUGUAGAAUAUCUAUCCGUGUUAGAGAUACCCGGUGGCAGCUUACACUUCUCAAAACUCAUGUCGUUAUGUACACAAGCCCAGUUUCUACGUGUGAGGUCAGUGAGUCCUUUUGUGUUACUCCAAAUACAGCAGCUGUUUCUUUUCUCCCACUGCCAGUAAAUUUGAGCACCACUCGAGGUGGGUACUUUCCAUGUUAAAGCUGGAUGUCGGCAGUAGCCCUAUGGGAAGCCAGGCAGAGCAUCUACUUUUAAAUACAGACUUUCAAAAAGAACUUUUCUUUCGGAACUAGGGUUAGAAUAGUUGAUACUCACCCACACACCGUUACUAUGUGUACAUUCUUGUUGCCCUUGUGAUAUAGAGAAUUUUAUUUAUUUUUAUGCCAGCUUAUAUCGUGAGAACACACUCGGUCGGUUUGGGUUUCCUCAGUCCUGUUAUGCUUGUCCUCGGAACAUAUUUCGCGUCCUCAAGGUUUGUAGUUGAAAAGUUUACUGUAAAAAAAAAAUCAAAAACAAAAAAAUGUAUUGUUUUUACAGAAUAAAUUUAUUGGAAUGUGUAUGGGAGUAAGAUUUUGAGGUUGUAAACGACCAGGUUAGUGUGACUUGGCUUCAUAUGUGUAACGUGAGGUGUCCAUGUGACUCAUAUAUUAAAGCAGAAUUUGUUAACACAAGUUGACAACAGAACCAA
Miniopterus natalensis is the source of this 1766-nucleotide messenger RNA. The record is from RefSeq and is a predicted model, not a curated record. Lineage: Eukaryota; Metazoa; Chordata; Mammalia; Chiroptera; Miniopteridae.